Messenger RNA from Prorocentrum cordatum, 939 nucleotides. The record is from the annotation of a GenBank genome assembly. NCBI's taxonomy places the organism in Eukaryota, Dinophyceae, Prorocentrales, Prorocentraceae.
GCGCGCCAGGAACACGCCCAGCGCCUCCCAGCGCGGCCCGCUGCUGCAGGGCGACGGCUGCUUCCCGCUCUCGCCGAUGGCGAGCGACGUGGAGGACAUGGUCGGGUCGACGAGCCGGGACCAGAUGGCGCUGAUAUUGAAUUUGGUUGGCAGCCCGUCCGAGGAGGAGGUGGACGAGAUCGUGAGCAGCGCCGGCGGCGUGAUCGCGAAGACCGCCCGCAGGUACUUGCGAUCCUUCCCGCACCAGAAGCCCGCCAAUCUGGCGCAUCUGUUCCCCACGUCGUCAGAAGAGGCUCUGGACCUCCUCGAGAGGCUGCUUCGCUUCUCGCCGCAGCGCCGCGUCGGCGUGGAGGGCGCCCUCGCCCACGGCUUCCUCGCGGGGCUGCCGCCCCUCGCCCAGGAGAGGCUCGCCGAGGUCCUGAAGCCCGUCGAGCCCCUCGACUUCGAGGCAGAGGAGCUGGGCGUCGCGGCCCUGCGCCGGCUGAUCUGGCGCGAGGUGUGCGGCUUCUGCCCCCCGGCGCCCUCUGAGCGCGGCGCCCCGGCGAGUGCCGAGGCCCCCUAGGCACUUGCAGCUGCAAGACGUGUGAGGCUCCGAGUUUUCUGCGUUCGAUUGUACAGUUGUUGGUAGUUUUAGGCAUGUUCUGUCAUGUGGCGCGUUCGGAAACUAGUGCCGUUGCGUCGCGUGCCAGCAUUGCGCGCUCGAACUGAACAGACAUGGCGCCCGGCCCUGUCAGUUUGCUGUUUCUCACCCGCUCCGUGCCUUCCGCCAGCCCGGCAUCGCACUGGGUGUGCGUGGCUGGCCCAGCUUAUGCGUUCACGACUUGUUCUUCCUCAUCCUUGGACCACAUUGGGCGCGUUGCUCUGUUGUUUACGCAGGCUAUUUGUCUCACUUGUGUCGCAUCGGCACCAUUGCUGGUGGCCGAUUCUGCUGCGCGGGAG